Pelmatolapia mariae (spotted tilapia) is the source of this 4592-nucleotide messenger RNA. It is a transcript of the gene plch2a, whose product is annotated as phospholipase C, eta 2a. The record is from RefSeq and is a predicted model, not a curated record. Lineage: Eukaryota; Metazoa; Chordata; Actinopteri; Cichliformes; Cichlidae. The coding region runs from base 191 to 4222 and encodes 1343 amino acids. The transcript is spliced from 23 exons. Gene Ontology annotation, molecular function: phosphatidylinositol-4,5-bisphosphate phospholipase C activity; calcium ion binding. Gene Ontology annotation, biological process: phosphatidylinositol-mediated signaling; release of sequestered calcium ion into cytosol; lipid metabolic process.
GUGGUUAGUGGAGUUGGAUGGUUUACCCGUAAAGAACGUUCACUUUAAAGAAGUUGUGACUCCUUUUUUUUGGAAACUUAAUUUACCCAAAGAUUACCCACAUUGAUUCAGAUUAACUGUCUGUGGGAACAUUCCUGCAACUUCAAGGCAGCAUCAAAACCAAUCUCUGUUAUAAGUGAGCAGAUCCGAGAUGAACAGCAUCUUCAGCGUCAGCCCGCUGUCUUCAGCCCUCGUGUGUACCACCGCUGCUGCAGCGACUGGGGACAAGCCUGGACUUUUGGCUAAAGGGGCUUUUAUCACAGAAGAGGACAAAAACAAAGAUGUUGUUCCCAAUAAGAACCAGCAGCAGGUCUUUCUGACACAUGUGGUGGAGGAAUUCUUCUGGAUAGGCAGCAGCAUUGUGGCCUUUUCCAAGUGGAGACUGGGCUACAUGGUGGAGAAAUGCAUGAGCUCCAUGCAGAUGGGGACCCAGAUGUUGAAGCUCCGCGGCAGCUCCAAGGGACUCGUGCGGUUCUUCUAUUUGGACGAACACAAGUCCUGCAUCCGCUGGAGGCCGUCACGCAAGAAUGAAAAGGCCAAGAUUUCCAUCGACUCCAUCCGGGAGGUGUGUGAGGGUAAGCAGUCUGAGAUCUUCCAGCGCUAUGCAGAGGGCAGCUUUGACCCAAACUGUUGCUUCAGCCUCUACUAUGGAGAACACAUGGAGUCCCUGGACCUGGUGUCCACGACUGGUGAGGAGGCACGCACUUGGAUCACAGGCCUCAAGUACCUGGUGGCUGGGAUCAGUGAUGAGGACAGCCUUGCUAAGAGGCAGCGCACCCGUGACCAAUGGCUAAAGCAGACCUUCACAGAGGCUGAUAAGAAUGGUGAUGGCAGCUUAAGCAUCAGCGAAGUUCUCCAGCUCCUGCACAAACUCAAUGUCAACCUGCCCCGACAGAAGGUCAAACAGAUGUUCAAGGAGGCAGACACAGAUGACACCCAGGGAACUCUGGGCUUUGAGGAGUUUUGUUCCUUCUACAAGAUGAUGUCGACCCGCAGGGAUCUGUACCUCCUCAUGCUCAGCUACAGCAACCACAAGGACCAUCUCGACACUGAUGACCUGGCCCGCUUCCUGGAGACUGAGCAAAAGAUGACCAAAGUGAGUAAAGACCACUGCCUGGACAUCAUCAGCAAAUUUGAGCCGUGCUCUGAGAACCAAAAUCAAGACGUUUUGGGAAUUGAUGGUUUUACAAAUUAUAUGCGCAGCCCAGCAGGGGACAUCUUCAACCCAGAUCACUACAGCGUGAACCAGGACAUGACCCAGCCCCUGUGCAACUACUUCAUCGCCUCAUCACACAACACUUACCUGAUGGGUGACCAGUUAAUGUCACAGUCCAGGGUGGAUAUGUAUGCCUGGGUGCUGCAGUCUGGCUGUCGCUGUGUGGAAGUUGAUUGUUGGGACGGUCAGGAUGGCGAGCCCAUUGUCCAUCAUGGCUACACCCUAACCUCUAAGAUCCUCUUCAGAGAUGUCAUUGAGACAAUCAACAAGUACGCCUUUGUCAAGAAUGACUACCCAGUGAUCCUGUCUAUAGAGAACCACUGCAGUGUUCCCCAGCAAAAGAAGAUGGCUCAGUACCUGACUGAGAUCCUGGGGGACAAGCUGGAUGUCUCCAACAUCAAAGCUGAUGAAUCUGGGCAGCUGCCGUCCCCAGAAGCACUCAGGGGCAAGAUCCUUGUGAAGGGAAAGAAACUUCCUCCCAACAUAGACGAGAAUGCAGAGGAGGGAGAUGUGUCUGACGAGGACAGUGCUGAUGAGAUGGAGGAUGACUGUAAGCUGAUCAAUGGGGAUAUGUCAGCUGACAGAAAGCAAGUAGAGAACAUGGCCAAGAAGAAGCUUGACAACUUGAUGAAGGAAUCCAAGAUCCGAGACAGAGAGGAUCCAGACAGCUUUACCAUCACAGCCCUCCCUCCUGCUGGGAAGACCAUGGAUAAAACUGGUAGUAAGGGUAAACGUAAGGAUGCGAUGGACACAGCAGAUGAGGCUUUUCCAAGCAGCAACAAGCGCUCAGGCCGCUCCUUCAUAGAGAGCUUCUCUAAACGCAAGAAAAAGGCAUCCAAGCUGAAGAAGGUCUCAAGCUUUGAAGACACAGACACAGACCAAGAAAGCACAAGUAGUGCUUCACGUGCCCCGCUGCAUCACAGAAAGAAGAAAACCAUGAAGCUGUCCAGAGCUCUGUCAGAUCUAGUCAAAUACACGCGGUCUGUGGGUCUCUAUGACAUCGAAGCACAAGCUAACUGUGGCUGGCAGGUAUCAUCUCUGAGUGAGACUAAAGCCCACCAGGUGAUGCAGCAAAAAGCAUCGUCCUUCAUUCAGUUCAACCAGCGGCAGCUGUCCCGCAUCUAUCCUUCCUCGUACCGUGUGGACUCCUCCAACUUCAACCCUCAGCCCUUCUGGAAUGCUGGGUGCCAACUUGUUGCACUCAACUACCAGUCUGAAGGCCGGGUCCUCCAACUCAACAGAGCCAAAUUCUAUAGCAAUGGCAACUGUGGCUACAACCUCAAACCGGCCUUCAUGUGCGAAGGUGCCUUUAACCCCAACGUGGAAGACCCCAUGCCUGGUCAGAUGAAGAAACAGCUGGUGUUAAAGGUCAUUAGUGGACAACAGCUGCCCAAACCCAAAGACUCAAUGCUGGGAGACCGAGGAGAGAUCAUUGAUCCCUUUGUGGAAGUGGAGAUCAUUGGCCUCCCAGUGGAUUGCUGCAAGGAACAGACCAGAGUGGUGGAUGAUAAUGGUUUCAACCCGAUGUGGGAGGAGACUCUGGUGUUCAUGGUUCACAUGCCCGAGCUGGCCCUGAUUCGUUUCCUUGUGUGGGAUCAUGACCCAAUCGGCCAGGACUUCAUUGGCCAGCGUACCAUUGCCUUUAACAGCAUGAUGCCAGGCUAUCGCCAUGUGUACUUGGAAGGAAUGGAGGAAGCUUCCAUCUUUGUUCAUGUAGCUGUGAAUGACAUCACUGGUAAGGCAAGAGCAGCCAGCGGCAUAAAAGGAUUGUUUCACAGAAACCCAAAGCAGGCUUCCCUGGACAGUCACACUACUGUACAGCACAGCCGUAAGAACCCAUUUGGGGCCCACCUCCUGCGCCGCACGGCCAGUGCACCUACCAAAGGUCAACCCAAAAUCAAGAAAGGUUUACCAGACAUUGCAAUUGACACCAAAGACUACAGCUCAGAGGGAGCUAGUGAGGAACGAGAGUCCGGGGAGGGAGAAAAGGCCUCUGCUGCUACCUCUCAGCACCACAAUGGGGAUUCACUGGCACCCCAACAAACCAAGGGACCGUGGAACCAUUCUGACACUAAUUUUCAUCCCGAGGAAGGUAAAGGUAAGCGCUCAUUCUACACUCAGCGACGACCAAUGAGUGAACCUCUCAAGCGCACCAUUCGGCUCCGCAUUCAUGAUCCGCUGGACAUGAAGCCAAAUGUGUUUGCCCGUUUCGCUGUUAGCAGCUCGGGCAGGGUGGGGAUGUCCUCCAACUGCAUCACAUGUGUGACUGGCUCAAAGGGGAGCCCAGAGGCUGAAAGAGAGGGUCAGGUUGAGCAAAAGUCCAAGGUGACAGAUGGGGAGAGACCAAAGACAAGUAACCACUCCUCCUCAUCAAAGAGACAAGUCCAGUCAGAACCUGAUGCCAUGCCCCGGUCCCUAGGUGCCCAGCCCAACGUACAGCAGGUUCCUCCCACACCCAAGACUUGCAUGGAGGCCCAAUUUCAGUACUCGCCCAUGCCAUUCCCCAGAUCUAAGUUCAGACAAACACUUGGUGCCCAGUAUAUCCACAAUCAACUUGGUACGUCACAGAGGUACACCCGUUCCUGCAGCAUUCCCCGCAGACGAUCCUCCAAUGCUGUUACACCAGCACCAAGCCUCGCACCAGACUGCAGGAGCACUCACUGUUGGCAGCAGGCGACACCACCCGACUAUGGUGCUGUUUAUGGCUCUGUACUCACUAAACUGACAUACAGUGACAUGAAUUCAGGUCUCUUGCUCAGUGACAGUAGUAGCUGCCAGAGCUUUGGCAGUCUGAGCAGUUUGGAGUCUCUUCCUACGCUGCCCCCUUGUUCUAUUCUUGACACCCGGAAGAGGGCUGUGGGUACCCUUCAAAGAGAGAUGAAUGCCCUGUUUGCUCAGAAAAUGGAAGAGUUGCGCCAUAAGUCUCCAAUGUUCUUUGCCGGUAAGAUGUAUCUGAGGCAGAUGUAGAGCUCACCAGGUAGAUGCUGUGCUGUAGCAGUAUUAGUAGCACGGGCUGUCAGCUUUCCCUUUUGCCGUAAGUUAGAUCUGUGUUGUGCAACAUGCCUCUGAUAAAAUGAAGUCAAAUCCAACCCCAUCAAUGGUUUCUUAGAGUUCAGCUUUGAGUUUUGUAGCUUUCAUCAAAGCCUCAUGAUUGAAAUUGUUUCAAAUUUGCUUAUGUCGUUAAAAUCCUCUUACUUUACCCACAUGCUUGACAGAUGAGAAAAAUGUGCAGAAUUGAGAGGAUGACCAAAGUCAGAUUGUUCUACAGUACACAGACCAGAUGCCCCUCUUCCAUUUCUUGCACUAAAUCCCAGAAGACACCGAGAGCAUCCGUUCG